AUGGAAUCAACAAAGUCCGAAGAUUUGGAAAAAUUUACAGUCCAACAAUUGAAGGACGAAUUAAAGUUACGAUGUUUACUAAGUUCUGGCAUAAAAAGCGAAUUAAUUACAAGAAUCGUAAAAGACAAUAUUAUUAAAUUGGCACAUGGAAUUUUGGAACGAUUAAAAUCUGAAAAAAUUAGAAGGCAAUCUGAGCAAUUGGAGUAA
Messenger RNA from Parnassius mnemosyne (clouded apollo), 207 nucleotides. The record is from the annotation of a GenBank genome assembly. NCBI's taxonomy places the organism in Eukaryota, Metazoa, Arthropoda, Insecta, Lepidoptera, Papilionidae.